CCGUCUCACAGUCGCUCUGCAGCCUCCGGCGACUGGGGGGAUGUGAGGCCGGCGCCCCAGCCCCCCGCCCCGCCAUGAGCCCUCCGCGCUGAGGGCCCCGGCCCCUGGAUGCACAGCCCCGGCGCUGAUGGGACCCAGGUGAGCCCAAGUGCCCACUGCCACAGUGCCCCUGGCACAGGCUGCCCCAGGCCCCCAGCUGACUCGUCUGGCCACCUGCCCCAGCCCAUGGACCUGCGGGUGGGUCAGCGGCCCUCGGUGGAGCCCCCACCAGAGCCCACGCUUCUGGCCCUGCAGCACCCCCAGCGCCUGCACCACCACCUCUUCCUCGCAGGCCUGCAGCAGCAGCACUCAGCGGAGCCCAUGAGGCUCUCCAGGGACGCACCAAUGCCCGAAUUACAAGUGGGGCAGCAGGAGCAGGAGCUGCGGCAGCUUCUCAACAAGGACAAGAGCAAGCGGAGCGCUGUAGCCAGCAGUGUGGUGAAGCAGAAGCUGGCAGAGGUGAUCCUGAAGAAGAAGCAGGCAGCCCUAGAAAGAACAGUCCGUCGCAAUAGCCCCAGCAUUCCCUACAGGACUCUCAAGCCCUUGGAGACCGAAGGAGCUGCCAGCUCCAUGCUGAGCAGCUUUCUGCCUCCUGUUCCCAGCCUGCCUAGUGACCCCCCAGAGCACUUCCCUCUGCGUAAGACAGUUUCUGAGCCCAACCUGAAGCUGCGCUACAAGCCCAAGAAGUCCCUGGAGCGGAGGAAGAACCCACUACUCAGAAAGGAGAGUGCCCCGCCCAGCCUCCGGGACUCUUCCCCCAGCAGUAGCAGCACACCUGCCUCAGGAUGCAGCUCCCCUAAUGACAGCGAGCAUGGCCCCAACCCGGGGCUGGGUUCAGAGGCGCUCUUGGGCCAGCGGCUGCGGCUGCAGGAGACCUCUCUGGCCCCGUUCGCCUUGCCGACUGUGUCCUUGCUGCCCGCAAUCACACUGGGGCUUCCUGCUCCUGUCAGGGCUGAUGGUGACCGCAGGACUCAUCCGACUCUGGGCCCUCGGGGACCAGUGUUGGGGAGCCCCCAUGCUCCCCUCUUCUUGCCCCAUGGCCUGGAGCCCGAGGCUGGGGGUCCCCUGCCCUCUCGCCUGCAGCCCAUUCUCCUUCUGGAUCCCUCAGUCUCUCAUGCCCCACUUCUGACUGUGCCCGGGCUUGGGCCCCUGCCCUUCCACUUUGCCCAGUCCUUACUGACCACCGAGCGGCUCUCGGGGUCAGGCCUCCACUGGCCGCUGAGCCGGACCCGCUCAGAGCCCCUGCCCCCAAGCACCGCCGCCCAGCUGAUCAAGAGGUCGGCCAAGCCGAGUGAGAAGCCCGGACUGCGGCAGAUACCGUCCACUGAGGACCUGGAGACGGAUGGUGGGGGCGUAGGGCCAGUGGUGGAGGAUAGCCCGGAACGCAGGGAGCCCACCCAUGGGCAGCACGAGGCCAGAGGUCCUGUUCCUCUCCAGCAGCACCAACAGGUAUUCCUCUGGGAGCAGCAGCGAUUAGCCCGGCGGCUGACCGGUGGAGGUACUGGGAGCUCGGUGCUGCUUCCCCUGGCCCAGGGUGGUCACCGGCCCCUGUCCAGGGCUCAGUCGUCUCCAGCUGCACCUGCCUCGCUGCCAACACCAGAGCCCGCCAGCCAGGCCCGCAUCCUCUCCAGCUCAGAGAACCCCACCAGGACCCUGCCCUUCACCACAGGGCUGGUGUACGACUCGGUCAUGCUAAAGCACCAGUGCUCCUGCGGAGACAACAGCAGGCACCCGGAGCACGCCGGCCGCAUCCAGAGCAUCUGGUCUCGGCUGCAGGAGCGGGGACUCCGGAGCCAGUGUGAGUGUCUCCGGGGCCGCAAGGCCUCCCUGGAGGAGCUGCAGGCAGUUCACUCAGAGCGCCAUGUGCUUCUCUACGGCACCAAUCCCCUUAGCCGCCUCAAAUUGGACAACGGGAAGCUGCCAGGGCUCCUGGCAGAGCGGAUGUUUGUGAUGCUGCCCUGUGGCGGGGUUGGGGUGGAUACUGACACCAUCUGGAAUGAGCUGCACUCCUCAAACGCAGCCCGCUGGGCUGCCGGCAGCGUCACCGACCUCGCCUUCAAAGUGGCUUCCCGAGAGCUAAAGAAUGGUUUUGCUGUGGUUCGGCCCCCAGGACAUCAUGCAGACCAUUCCACAGCCAUGGGCUUCUGCUUCUUCAACUCAGUGGCCAUCGCCUGCCGGCAGCUGCAACAACAGGGCAAGGCCAGCAAGAUCCUCAUUGUGGACUGGGAUGUUCACCAUGGCAAUGGCACCCAGCAAACCUUCUACCAGGACCCCAGUGUGCUCUACAUCUCCCUGCACCGCCACGAUGACGGCAACUUCUUCCCGGGCAGUGGGGCUGUGGACGAGGUGGGGGCUGGCAGCGGCGAAGGCUUCAAUGUCAACGUGGCCUGGGCUGGAGGUCUGGACCCCCCAGUGGGGGAUCCUGAGUACCUGGCUGCCUUCAGGAUAGUCGUGAUGCCCAUAGCCCGCGAAUUCUCUCCAGAUCUGGUCCUGGUGUCGGCUGGGUUUGAUGCUGCCGAGGGCCACCCAGCCCCACUAGGCGGCUACCAUGUCUCCGCCAAAUGUUUUGGAUAUAUGACGCAGCAAUUGAUGAGCUUGGCGGGAGGUGCAGUGGUGUUGGCCUUGGAGGGUGGCCAUGACCUCACGGCCAUCUGUGAUGCCUCCGAGGCCUGUGUUGCUGCUCUUCUUGGCAACAAGGUGGAUCCCCUCUCAGAAGAAGGCUGGAAACAGAAACCCAACCUCAACGCCAUCCGUUCUCUGGAAGCUGUGAUCCGGGUGCACAGUAAAUACUGGGGCUGCAUGCAGCACCUGGCCUCCUGUCCAGACUCCUGGGUGCCCAGGGUGCCGGGGGCUGACGCAGAAGUGGAGGCAGUGACGGCACUGGCAUCUCUCUCCGUGGGCAUCCUGGCUGAGGAGAGGCCCUCAGAGCAGCUGGUGGAGGAGGAAGAACCUAUGAAUCUCUAAGUCUUCGGAAGCAAUCUGCCCAUCCACCCUACCCUCUGGACCUGGUUCUCUUCUAACGUCUGGCGACAGUGCCCCUCCCUGGGUCUUCAGAGAUCCUGUGGGCAGGUAGUCAGGGUCAGAGAACAGCCUCUUGACAGUCACCCCAAGGAGUCUCAGAAGGCCCCUGGGUCUAGGAUGGGGACCAAAGGGGACUCUGGAAGGAGGCAGACUAGGUAGGCAGCCAGCAGGCCUUAGCAGAGCUCUCCCAAGAACAGCAUCUACCCUGUGGGGUCCAGGCCCUGGUUGGGCCCCCAUUCCUCAGGACUGCACAGAGGACACUGGCUCAGUCAGGCCGCCUUCCCUACCUGUAACCACUAUUCUUGGCUCUGUAGACCUGGACUUUGCACACAGCCCCAGGCUCCACACAGAAAUGUGAACUUGGCUUCCGUCAGGGUGGCCUUUCCUAGGCUCUGAGGGCCGCAGCGGGGAGGAGGUGAUGGGGAAAAUACAAGGGGUCCCAUAUCCCUGAGUCAGGGGUAGCCCCUCCUCCCACCUGCCCACUCUGAUGACUCUGGAAGCUUCCCCCGCUGCUGGGCAGUAAGAUGAAGCUCCCUCCAAGAGCCCUCACCAGCAGGCCUCCCAUCUGGUCCCGCCCUUGCAAGAGGCCGCUACUUGUCACCAUCUCAGUGCCCGGUGGAGCAGAAGGUGCUCUCGGAGUUCUGUGCUCUCUGACCCAAUGGUGCCAAACCCUCAUCUCCCCUCAGGAGCACAGCAGGGCCCCCAGGAAUCCCUUGGUCACUGGCCCCUCCACGAGCCUGCUCUCUUUCUGGGAUUCCCCCUACCCUAACUCUGAUUCCCACCCAUAUAGGACUAGCUUGGCUGAGGUGGAUGGGAGGGAGAGCAGAGGCAAGGUAUGGGGAGGGGAGGCUGCCCUGGCAAAGUCUUCACAGCUUCUGGGGUUCAGGCCUGGGGCCAAGAAGGAAAGUAUUUGAGUGCGUAAGCGUGUGUGUGUGUGUGUGUGUGUGUGUGUGUGUGUGUGUGUGCGCGCGUGUGUGCGCGUGCGCGUCUUCCCCAGCAUCUACUGUACCCUGUGUAUGUAUGCAUGUUUUUGUAAAAAAGGAAAAAAAGGAAAAAAAAUCUGAACAAUAAAUGUUUUAUUUGCUUUAAAGAUGCAUGUGAAGGGCCUCGGGAGGAGGGAUGUGCGGUGGGCAUACAGCGGCAGUGGAUUGGUGGGAACGGAGGGGACUGGGCUGGUGGGGGACCAUCCUCUCUCCGGCCCCCUGCCCUCUGGCAGCUUUCCUGCAGGAGGAAUCCCUCCUGAAGACACCCUGGUGCCUGGCCUAUCCCACCCUGGGGUGAUGAGGUGGCAGCUUUGGCUAACUUCAUGGACAGAGGGCCCGUGGAGGACGGGCCACCUUAGCCCCACGCGCUAAGGCUCAGGUUGUGAGCAGCCUUUCCUGGGUGCAGGUCCCAGCUGGGGGCUCAGCUAGAUCACCUCCUACGCCCCUGCUCAUCAGGCAAAGGCUCUAGAAGUAGACACCGUUUAUGGUUCCUUCCCGCUCUGACGCAUCAUGGUUUCUUAAACACGUAGCGUGACCACAAGAACAAAUGAGUGAGGCAGCAGACCCUGGCAGGCAUGCUCAGGGUAAGCAGGGAGGAAGGUGCAUCCUGCCAGCGCCCUGGCUUCAGGGUUUGGAGUGGCCCAGCCUGCCUUCUCCAGCCAGCAGGAGUGGUGGCCUCAUGGCCUCAGGCCUGGCCCCAUACCUGAGAGGAUGUGGGGAAGGGGGAUCUUCCCCCUCCCAUCUGUCCUGGCCUCUCUGGUGACAGACACAAAAUCCCGUGGGGGGCUAGACUGUGCCGUGGGUAUCCCACCCUGGCUGGGUGUGUACUAAGAGUUGGAGAAGAGCUGGUGGGUCCCCCGAGCCGAGAGGGGCCAGAGGGAGACAGCCUCCAGUCCAAGAUGAUGGCCUCCUUUGCCCACCAGGGCACAGUCUGAGCUAAGGAAAUGGCUGAAACUAGAGAACCACACCACCUUUCCACCCCGUGCCCACAUGCCCCCCGGAUCCCACCUGUGAGCAUCAACUAGAGGCUGUCUAAUACUGAUGACCACUGUAUUUCUGCUAAAGUGACAGUGACACAGAUAAGGCAAAGAACUGGGGCUGGCCACACCUGGUAGGGAGGGGUGGGUGUGCACCCUUAACAUGAGACACGCAGCGGCAGCUCCCCUCAGGUCAGGUGGGUCCGGGCCAGGGUGUGGGCAGAAAGGCAGGUUCUGUCCUUCAGUAGGGAGAUGUUUUUAAAAGAUAAAAAUUCCAGGAGACAGGCAGUGAACAGGGGUGGGACAGGGGUGUCAUCUCACACGGGUGACCAGCAUGCCCUGGGGACAGGUGUAGGAAGGUGGAUUAGGAAUGUAGGCCUAAGGUUGAGGGGUUCCUUUGGGCCUCCACUGCCACCCUCUACCCCAAAGCCCUGCUGGGGCAGGAGCACCUUCCCCAAGACUGUUAGCCGGCCUUGUUGGGAGUCUCACUUUAGAUGUGGGGGGCAUGUAAGAGGUGACAAGUGUGGAGGGGUGAUGACUGUUUCUGGGACACCCACAGACCAGGCCUGGCUAGGGACAGCCCCUGAUGACUUCCUGGGACAGAUGCGUUAAGCUGCCUCACCCUCGGGGAUAACAGGAUGGGGUGCUAGGGGUUAAGAGGUCUCUACCAGAGAUCCCCCAUGUGACCAGGCCGGAGGGAGAAUGCCGGGCAGCAGGGGCCACACUGCCUGCCCCCAGGAACACUUCAGGACCUCAUUGCCCAACCCAUUGUUGCCCUGGCCCUGCUUACAAAGAUUCCUCACUGAGUGCUAAGAAAAUAGAUCCAUCUGAGAAGGCUAAAGCCGCCUGCCAGCGAGGUGGAG
Talpa occidentalis (Iberian mole) is the source of this 5883-nucleotide messenger RNA. It is a transcript of the gene HDAC7, whose product is annotated as histone deacetylase 7. Lineage: Eukaryota; Metazoa; Chordata; Mammalia; Eulipotyphla; Talpidae. Bases 109 to 3003 code for a protein of 964 amino acids. The transcript is spliced from 26 exons. The record is from RefSeq and is a predicted model, not a curated record. Gene Ontology annotation, biological process: negative regulation of transcription by RNA polymerase II; chromatin organization. Gene Ontology annotation, molecular function: histone deacetylase activity. Gene Ontology annotation, cellular component: histone deacetylase complex.